UCUUUCCCCUUACAUUUGCUUUGCCCUUCCAUAUCCUUAAUAGCCCCUUGUGACUUUCACAAACCCCCAUUCCGGGUCCCCUCCCCAUGCCAGAGUCCACAGGAGAGUAAACAUGCUGUACCUGACUUUAUGAGCCUGCUUUUUCUGUUCAUCUAUUGAUGGGCAUGUAGGCGGAUUCCUUAACUUGGCUGUUGUAAGUUGUGCUACAAUAAACAUGAGUCUGCAAGUGUCUCCAUGAUGUGGCCAGCAUUGUUCCUGUCUCCUUCGCCUCCCAGAAUGACUAGUGCUUGAGACUACAAUCCUGAAUGGUUUGCUUAAGUUCACUCCCUCCUCUGAGAACAGGAAGUCAAAAGGUGAGUGACAGAGCCACCUGCUGCUCUCUCCUUUGCAUAGGUCUAACAGGAGCCUGGGUGAGCUCCUUGGAUGGCUGGUGAACAGGAGCACCUUAUCUAUCUGGGAGGUACGAAGGCAAAGGUUGUACUGUUAAUUUGCACCUCAACACAACCAACCUUAACCUUCACUCCACAUCACUCACGGCGUUGGAGAAAGCUCUCCUAAGCAGCCAAGAAGGUACCAAAGAGAACCCACUGCCCUCCUCUGCUGGGCAAGGCUUGAUGGUCCUCGCCUGUGAAGAUGACUUCCUGGCAGAGGCUCUGCUGGCACUAUCGCCUGUGGACCCUGGGUUGCUACAUGCUACUGGCCAUCCUUGCCCUGAAACUGUCCCUCAGACUGAAGUGUGACUUCGAUGCCAUGGAUCUGGACUCUGAGGAAUUUCAAAGCCAGUACUGCAGGGAUCUCCUGUACAAGACCCUGAAGCUGCCAGCCAAGAGUUCCAUCAACUGCUCAGGGGUCAUUCGAGGGGAGCAGAAAGCGGUGACCCAGGCUCUGCUGAAUAACCUGGAAAUUAAGAAGAAGCAGCAGCUCUUCACAGAGGCCGACUACCUUAGGAUGACAGCAGACUGUGAGCACUUCAAGACCAAGAGGAAGUUUAUACAGGUCCCACUGAGCAAGGAAGAGGCCAGCUUCCCCAUUGCGUACUCCAUGGUGGUGCAUGAGAAGAUUGAGAACUUCGAAAGGUUGCUGCGAGCUGUGUACACCCCUCAGAAUGUAUACUGUGUCCACAUGGAUCAGAAGUCUUCAGAACCCUUUAAGCAGGCAGUCAGGGCCAUCGUGUCAUGCUUCCCCAAUGUCUUCAUAGCUAGUAAGUUGGUGUCAGUGGUCUAUGCUUCCUGGUCCAGGGUGCAGGCUGACCUAAACUGCAUGGAAGACUUGCUUCAGAGCCCCGUGCCAUGGAAAUACCUCCUGAACACCUGUGGGACAGACUUUCCCAUCAAAACCAAUGCUGAGAUGGUCAAGGCCCUCAAGCUAUUGAAAGGGCAGAACAGUAUGGAGUCAGAGGUACCACCUCCACAUAAAAAAUCCCGCUGGAAAUAUCACUAUGAGGUGACAGACACAUUGCACAUGACCAGCAAGAGGAAGACGCCGCCACCUAAUAACCUAACCAUGUUCACUGGGAAUGCCUACAUGGUGGCUUCUCGAGACUUCAUUGAACACGUGUUCAGUAACUCAAAAGCCCGGCAACUGAUCGAGUGGGUAAAAGACACCUAUAGUCCCGAUGAGCACCUUUGGGCCACCCUCCAGCGUGCCUCGUGGAUGCCUGGAUCAGAUCCCUUGCAUCGAAAAUUUGACCUGUCAGACAUGAGAGCCAUUGCGAGACUAACCAAGUGGUACGACCAUGAGGGAGACAUUGAGAACGGGGCACCUUACACGUCUUGCUCAGGAAUCCACCAGCGGGCUGUCUGUGUUUAUGGGUCAGGGGACCUGCACUGGAUACUUCAGAACCAUCACCUCUUGGCCAACAAGUUUGACCCAAAGGUGGAUGAUAAUGUUCUUCAGUGUUUAGAAGAAUAUUUACGUCACAAAGCCAUCUAUGGGACUGAACUAUGAGACACUGUAAGACUAUUGUUACCUGUGUGGCAAGAAAAUGCCAGGACCUACUGGGGCAGUGUGGGGUAGAUAGCUGGGGCUCUAGACUCCAUGUGUCCCUUAGGAUGAGGGGGCUGCUAUUGGACAGCGGGUAAGUAGACCUCUGCUCCUUGUGAGCUGUCGCUGGUGAAGGUGGCUAUUCUCCAGCUCCCUCCCCAACUUCUUUGGCUUCCUCGCAGAGCUAGAACAUGAAAUACUGUUACUUGGGAUAAUAAGGGAGGGGACAUGUGACCAGGGACCCUGGAUUUUGGCUGAAGACUUCCUGUCAGGUUCUCUACAGAGACUUUGUUUCAAAUACCUCUGGGGGGUUGGUCUUGGGUGGGGAACUUUAGUGCAAAGAGCCCCCCUCUUUUAUAUUGUUAAUUUAACAUAAAGAGCUUCUAAACCAAAGCCCUGCCCCUCCAGUGUCAUCUGUGAAUCCAGAAAUAAUGUAAGCAGGAAAAAUAUGUGAGGCAUUACUCGUGUGCUGAGGACAGUUAGUGUCUGGUGGCUGGGAAGAAGUCUCCGUAGCAAGCCGAGUAGAAGGCAAACCGAAUCACAGAGCUAAUUCUCUGUUACUGAAAGCCUUCCUAGUCUUGCUUUCCUUGGUAGAUUCUGAAUUUUCCAUGAGGGGAAGAACAGAGUGAUUGGACUGGUUUGCUGAGUAUGUGCUUAGCUUCACGGCCAAAGCUCAGCAUCCCGUGCCCAGCAGCCAAUCUUACUGGAGCUUAGUUUGGUUGGGGGUAGAGGUGGCGCUGUUAAUCAUUAGGUCCGGGAGUGAAAGGAAACGGUUUUGCUAACCUAAGAUGCCUGAGAAUUCUGUUUAAACCUCUUGAAUGAAAGCUUCUUUAUUUCAUUGUGUGAAUAUCAGUCUCGCUGUUUGCCACUUUGUAGAUUGUGCCAUUUCCCUGUGGGGACACAGUAAGGUGUGUAAAUACAUAUGCACAAAUGCUAAACUAUGUACAUUUACAGGCACACACUCCCCAGUGAAAUCACCUCUUCUCUGAAAACCCAGAGCUAAUUUUUGGCCUGUAUGCAUUCCAGUCUGUAAGGAGCAAGGGGCGCUAAAAGCAGAACCUUUGACUAUGGUUUAGCUGGCUUCCUGUGUCUAUGUCCCCGAAGAGGGGGUUAUGUACGAAUUAACUUGUGUAAUUUGAAUGAGGCUCCCAUCAAUGUGUUAGAAUGCUAACAGGUUUCUCCGUUUCAAUUCUUGAUCCAGUUAAGAUUUUCUCUCUACAGUCAACUUUUAUUGUAGCCUUGUCCCUUUAACAGUUACUGUGUGAUGGGAAUGUCUUUUUUUUUUUUUUUUUCUUUUUGAUUUCCGGGCAGGGUUUCACCCAUAUAGCUCUGGCUGUCCUGGAACUCUGUAGACAGGCCUGGCUUCCAACUCAGAGAUCCACCUGCCUCUGCCUCCUCAGUGCUGGGAUUAAAGAGAUGCACCACCAUGCCUAGUGGAAUUUCUAUUUCAAAGUAAGCAACUUCCUUUUUUUUUUUUUUUUUUUUUUAAGAUUGGCUUCUGUGGGUAAUGGGCAUUGUCACCACAAACUUACCCAACACAGCAAUAUUGAGUCCUUGCCCGCAACCUUACCUCAGAGGUGACAGUGCCAUGAAAUCAGAAGUCUUCAGAACCCUUCAGCCAGCAGCUGUGACUAUUCCUGGCCCUUCCCUCAGGAGGAAAGAAGAGGGGCUGCUGGCCUGUGGGAUGUGUGUAGAAACACCUCCUUAAAGACAUAUAUCCUGAGAAAAGAAGCCAGAUUCUUCAUGGUCAAGUUUUCCCCAAAGCUUUUGUAAUAAACUGAGCAGUAGCUUUCCAUAGAAAAGCUAUCGGGUUGUGGCUCUGUUAGGUUUUGGGAAUUUUCCCAACCAUUAAAAAAAUUUUUUUUUCUAGAAAAUGUGUUGGGUGGAUGAAAGUAGUUUGUUCAAUAGCAUGAGGUCAUCCAAUCAGAAGGAUCACGCUUCGCCUGGUUUGUUUAGUGUACAUUCAAGGUCACAUAGGCAACCCAGCACAUCUGUUCAUCUUUCCCUUUUGAGGCUUCUCUGUUUCAUUAACCCUUCUCUGGAAAGGAAAAGUCCCGGAAACAAAGCAAGCUGUUACACUUGGCCCACCUUCCAAGGCUUAAGUUUCCUCCUUAUUUUGAUGCAUGGCCAUCACUGAACUGUACUUUAUUUUAUUUUUUUGCUGCUCAUUCUAUCUGUUCUUGGUUUAGUGAACGUUUACUAAGAAAAGAAAAAGCAGUUGUUAACUGUGGGGCAUAUAAUUCAGAUGAAGAGGUCAGAUACACUGUUUAAAAAUGGAGAGACUAAUAUCUUGUCUGCCUUAAAACGCCUUCACUGACCAAACCAAAGGUCUAUCCUUAUGUAUCUCGCUCAUUUGGAAUUUAUUGCAAAGGUAGAAUAAGAAAUGAUUGUUCAUCAGUCUUGAUGUGCUGACAACUAAUAAAACAAUUCAUUCCACACA
Messenger RNA from Mus musculus (house mouse), 4423 nucleotides. RefSeq names its product glucosaminyl (N-acetyl) transferase 3, mucin type (gene Gcnt3). The transcript has 3 exons. Bases 634 to 1947 code for a protein of 437 amino acids. Gene Ontology annotation, molecular function: glycosyltransferase activity; beta-1,3-galactosyl-O-glycosyl-glycoprotein beta-1,6-N-acetylglucosaminyltransferase activity; N-acetyllactosaminide beta-1,6-N-acetylglucosaminyltransferase activity. The record is from RefSeq and is a predicted model, not a curated record. Gene Ontology annotation, cellular component: membrane; Golgi membrane. NCBI's taxonomy places the organism in Eukaryota, Metazoa, Chordata, Mammalia, Rodentia, Muridae.